GGAGCAGGAAAAGGAGGAGGAGGAAGAGGAGGAGCAGCAGCAGAAGCGCGCGGUUCCCCCGCCCGCCCGCUGAGGCCGCAGCUCCCCCGGCUCCGGCAGCAUCGCCCCCCCGCAUCCCGAGAGCAGGAUUUCCCAUUGCCAAGCCGUGGCCGGAUGGAGGAGGAGGAGGCCGCGAAGAAGAGGAAGAUGCCCCGGGAGCCCCAGGCAGACAGGGAGCUGAGCACGGAGCCCAGAGAGAACAAAUCCCCGUGGCAGAAGCUGGUGGGAGAGGCCGUUUUGAGUGGCUCCACGGGGCAGGAAUCUAAGGGGGAGGAAGAGCCCCAGAGAUGCUGCACAAGGAGGGGCUGCAAACACAGCCCAAGGAGGUCCAAGGAGGAAGGUGGCCGGAGAUCCAGCCAGAGCUUGGAGCUGGGGGUCCAUGAACAGCUUCACAAUGGGGAGAAGCCCCACAAGUGCUCAAAAUGUGGGAAGGGCUUCAGGUGGAAGUCCAGACUGAUUGUCCACCAGAGAAUCCACACCGGAGAGAGGCCCUACGAGUGUGGGGAGUGUGGGAAGAGCUUCAGAGACAGCUCCAGUCUGAUCUGCCACUGGAAAAUCCACACAGGGGAGAGGCCCUACGAGUGUGGAGAGUGUGGGCAGAGCUUCAGCCAGAGCUCCAACCUGAUUGUCCACCAGAGAAGCCACACAGGGGAGAGGCCCUACGAGUGUGGGGAGUGUGGGAAGAGCUUUGGCCGGAGAUCCAGCCUGUGGGCACACCAGCGGACGCACACAGGGGAGAGGCCCUACGAGUGUGGGGAGUGUGGGAAGAGGUUUCCAAGGAGCUGCAGUCUCCUCAAACAUGAGCAGAGUCACACGGAUGAGAGGCCCUUCCGCUGCUCCGACUGUGGGAAGGGCUUCCAGCGCAACUACACCCUCAUCAUCCACCGGCGCAUCCACACCGGGGAGAGGCCUUACGAGUGUCCCCAGUGUGGGAAGAGCUUCUCACAGAGCUCUUCCUUGACCCAGCACCAACGGAGCCACCACUAAGGGAAGCCCUGCGAGUGCCCCGAGUGCGGG
This is a messenger RNA of Corvus hawaiiensis (hawaiian crow), 1056 nucleotides long. Its product is annotated as zinc finger protein 239-like. Bases 154 to 1026 code for a protein of 290 amino acids. The transcript has 3 exons. The record is from RefSeq and is a predicted model, not a curated record. Gene Ontology annotation, molecular function: RNA polymerase II cis-regulatory region sequence-specific DNA binding; DNA-binding transcription factor activity, RNA polymerase II-specific. Gene Ontology annotation, cellular component: transcription regulator complex; PcG protein complex. Gene Ontology annotation, biological process: regulation of transcription by RNA polymerase II. Lineage: Eukaryota; Metazoa; Chordata; Aves; Passeriformes; Corvidae.